Messenger RNA from Chinchilla lanigera (long-tailed chinchilla), 3249 nucleotides. It is a transcript of the gene Ext1, whose product is annotated as exostosin glycosyltransferase 1. The record is from RefSeq and is a predicted model, not a curated record. Gene Ontology annotation, molecular function: glycosyltransferase activity. Gene Ontology annotation, cellular component: membrane. Lineage: Eukaryota; Metazoa; Chordata; Mammalia; Rodentia; Chinchillidae.
CCGCCCGCCGGAGGCUGGGAGCCGCUGCAGCCGCGGAGGGAGAGCGAUGCAGGGAUUUGUGAGGUUGCGGCGCGCCGGCUGCGGGAUGCACUGACCCCGGCGCGGCGGACUUGUUGGAACCGCGGGCGGCGCGGCAGCGUGCAGGAGUUGGAGUUGCUUCCCGGGGCUGCUGCUUCCUCCACGCCGCCGGGAGCCAUCGGAGAGGCGAGGCGAGCCCGGCUCUGGCCGCGGAGCGGGCGAUCGGGAGCUUUUUAAUUUUUUAUUCCUCCUCCUUCUGCCCCUUCUCCUUCUUUCUUCUCUUCCCCGCUCUCUUUCUUUGCCUCCGUCUUCUUGUUGCAUGCAAGAAAAUUACAGUCCGCCGCCUGCCCGCCCUGCCCGGGGUGCGAGAUUCUCAGCAGCCCGGCUCUCCCUCCGCCCCUCCGUCCACCCCGCGCCUGGUGCCACCCGACGAUGAGAGACCGGAGGGGAGAAAGUUGAGGAAAUCGCCCACAUGCGCUGGAUCAGCCCGCGGCUGGGGGAUCGGCGCGCGGCGAAGGGGCGAGCGCAGAGUUUGAAGUCUUUGCAGGCGGGAAGAUGGCGGACUGGAGCUGAAAGUGUGGCUCGGGGAACUUGGGGGGCCCUCGCGUUCACUUACGAUCCUCUCGACCCAGGCCGGACACAUGCAGGCCAAAAAACGCUAUUUCAUCCUGCUCUCUGCCGGCUCCUGUCUCGCCCUUUUGUUUUAUUUCGGAGGCUUGCAGUUUAGGGCAUCGAGGAGCCACAGCCGGAGAGACGAGCGCAGCAGUCGCGAUGGCUUGCACCAGCCCGGCCCGGAUCGGUUCUGGCCCCGCUUCCCGGACGCUCUGCGCCCCUUCCUUCCCUGGGAGCAAUCGGAGAGCGAGGACUCCAGCGUGCACAUGUCCCCCCGGCAGAAGCGAGACGCCAACUCCAGCAUCUACAAAGGCAAGAAGUGCCGCAUGGAGUCCUGCUUCGAUUUCACCCUUUGCAAGAAAAACGGCUUCAAAGUCUACGUCUACCCGCAGCAGAAAGGGGAGAAAAUCGCCGAAAGUUACCAAAACAUUCUAGCGGCCAUCGAGGGCUCCAGGUUCUACACCUCGGACCCCAGCCAGGCGUGCCUCUUUGUCCUGAGUCUGGAUACUUUAGACAGAGACCAGUUGUCACCUCAGUACGUGCACAAUUUGAGAUCCAAAGUGCAGAGUCUCCACUUGUGGAACAAUGGUAGGAAUCAUUUAAUUUUUAAUUUAUAUUCCGGCACUUGGCCUGACUACACCGAGGACGUGGGGUUUGACAUCGGCCAGGCAAUGCUGGCCAAAGCCAGCAUCAGUACUGAAAACUUCCGACCCAACUUUGAUGUUUCUAUUCCCCUCUUUUCUAAGGAUCAUCCCAGGACAGGAGGGGAGAGGGGGUUUUUGAAGUUUAACACCAUCCCCCCUCUCAGGAAGUACAUGCUGGUAUUCAAGGGGAAGAGGUACCUGACAGGGAUAGGGUCAGACACCAGGAAUGCCUUAUAUCAUGUCCACAACGGAGAGGACGUCUUGCUCCUCACCACCUGCAAGCAUGGCAAAGACUGGCAGAAGCACAAGGAUUCUCGCUGCGACAGAGACAACGCCGAGUAUGAGAAGUAUGAUUAUCGGGAAAUGCUGCACAAUGCCACUUUCUGUCUGGUUCCUCGUGGUCGCAGGCUGGGGUCCUUCAGAUUCCUGGAGGCUUUGCAGGCUGCCUGCGUCCCUGUGAUGCUCAGCAAUGGAUGGGAGUUGCCAUUCUCCGAAGUGAUUAAUUGGAACCAAGCUGCCGUCAUAGGCGAUGAGAGAUUGUUAUUACAGAUUCCUUCUACAAUCAGGUCUAUUCAUCAGGAUAAAAUCCUAGCACUUAGACAGCAGACACAGUUCUUGUGGGAGGCUUAUUUUUCUUCAGUUGAGAAGAUUGUAUUAACUACACUAGAGAUUAUUCAGGACAGAAUAUUCAAGCACAUAUCACGUAACAGUUUAAUAUGGAACAAACAUCCUGGAGGAUUGUUCGUACUACCACAGUAUUCAUCUUAUCUGGGAGAUUUUCCAUACUACUAUGCUAAUUUAGGUUCAAAGCCCCCCUCCAGAUUCACUGCAGUCAUCCACGCGGUCACCCCCCUGGUCUCCCAGUCCCAGCCAGUGUUGAAGCUUCUCGUGGCUGCAGCCAAGUCUCAGUACUGUGCCCAGAUCAUUGUUCUAUGGAAUUGUGACAAGCCCCUGCCCGCCAAACACCGCUGGCCUGCCACUUCUGUGCCUGUCAUCGUCAUUGAAGGAGAGAGCAAGGUUAUGAGCAGCCGCUUUCUGCCCUAUGACAACAUCGUCACAGAUGCCGUGCUCAGCCUCGACGAGGACACCGUGCUUUCCACAACCGAGGUGGAUUUCGCCUUCACGGUGUGGCAGAGCUUCCCCGAGAGGAUUGUGGGGUACCCUGCUCGCAGCCACUUCUGGGACAACUCUAAGGAGCGCUGGGGGUACACAUCUAAGUGGACAAACGACUACUCCAUGGUGUUGACAGGAGCUGCUAUUUACCACAAAUAUUAUCACUACCUGUACACCCAUUACCUGCCAGCCAGCCUGAAGAACAUGGUGGACCAGCUGGCCAACUGUGAGGACAUUCUCAUGAACUUCCUGGUGUCUGCUGUGACAAAGUUGCCUCCAAUCAAAGUGACCCAGAAGAAGCAGUAUAAGGAGACAAUGAUGGGGCAGACUUCUCGGGCUUCCCGCUGGGCUGACCCCGAUCACUUUGCCCAGCGACAGAGCUGCAUGAACACGUUUGCCAGCUGGUUUGGCUACAUGCCGCUGAUCCACUCUCAGAUGAGGCUCGACCCCGUGCUCUUUAAAGACCAGGUCUCCAUCCUGAGGAAGAAAUACCGAGACAUUGAGCGGCUUUGAGGCAUCUGGCCAAGUGGGGUUGGGGAAGUGAGAAGGGACGGGGCUUCAGCUGCUCUCUCUUCCCGUGCAGAUCCACUCGUCAGCGGAGCCAGAUUGUGCCAAGUAUCCAAAUAAACUUAGAGAAACAUACUGACAAAACAAAAGAACGGCCAAUGAGAGCUCGACUCCUGGCUCCUGAGACUGCAUUGGACUGCUCCAACGCACCUCUGGCUUCUGUGUCCCAAGACUAGGUUGUGUACAGUUUAAUUAUGGAACAUUAAAUAAUUAUUUUUGAAAUGAUUGCUAUGCAGGUUUAAACUUUUUUAAUGAUCAAAACUAUUAAAAACCAGAGUUCUUUCUUUAAUCAAAA